Molecule: messenger RNA, 2848 nt
Organism: Anguilla anguilla (European eel)
Lineage: Eukaryota; Metazoa; Chordata; Actinopteri; Anguilliformes; Anguillidae
Exons: 18
Coding region: 285-2780 (831 amino acids)
Biological process (GO): microtubule-based movement; mitotic spindle assembly
Cellular component (GO): spindle microtubule; nucleus
Molecular function (GO): ATP binding; microtubule binding; plus-end-directed microtubule motor activity
Source: RefSeq, a predicted model, not a curated record
AGGCUAUUCGUUUCUGUCCUGCUGACCCAAGGAUAGUGUUGAUUCAGAGGUUGCGUAAAACAUUUGUUUUAACUAAUCAGUCGUUUUCUCCAAACCUGUAACGAAACAAAACUUAAGUAGGGUGGUGUACGCUUCCAGCUUUUCCUGUAAUUAUCCAUCGUUGUUUACUUGGCUAUUUAAAUUAUUAAAUGGGUUACACAUGACUUGUAUAUGAGUUAAUUCUAAAGUAGACAAGUUUUAUAAGAACUAGUUGUCCAUUUAGGCUUCUUUCAUCGUAUCCAGAAAUGUCGACCGUAAUUGAUUUAACAGAUGAAGGCACGGUUCUUGUCCAUUCUGAUCUGGAUGCGAUGGAGUCAACGUGCAACGAGUUGCAUGUCGGCAGUUCACAUAAAGGAGGUCUGUCUGACAUUUCGACAAUAUCCUCUAUUGUUUCUGCUCAGAGUGAGACAGCAAGCAAUUCUGGACAACAUCAAUUGAAGGUCUACCUAAGGGUCAGGCCAUUUUCCAAAGAAGAGAUGUCGAGUAAUGAAGAUCAGCGCUGUGUAGUUUUGGAAAGUGCUCAGACAGUCUUGCUGCAGGCUCCAAGGGGAUCAGCAACUUUAAAGAGCAGUGAAAAGGGAAUUGGGCAGGCUGUGCAUAAAUUCUCUUUCUCUCAGAUCUUUGGGCCCAAGGUUGAUCAAGCUAACUUUUUUGAAGGCACCAUAAAAAGUCAAGUGCAUGACUAUUUGGAAGGGAAGAAUGCUCUCAUCUUUACAUAUGGGGUGACAAACGCAGGCAAAACUCACACAAUACAAGGAUCUCACAAAGACCCUGGACUUUUACCUCGUGCACUUGAUUUGAUCUUCAAGCACAUUAAAGGGAAGCAGUAUGACCAAGUGAAUUUGAAACCAUAUCUUAGCAGUGAUGUACAGUUUCUAGGUCCUGAUCAAGUCAAAUUGGAGAAAAGUGAAAAGGCUGCACUGUUUGCAUUGCUGAAGGAGGAAGAUGAUCAGCAUUCAAAAGCAGAUGGAAGUUCAGUCAAUACAUCAACCUCUUCAGUAUCCAGUGUGUCCUUUUCGUCCAUUUCCUAUGACCAAACGGUUGACUCUGACACGACUUCUGAAAAGUUCUCCAUGUGGGUCUCUUUCUAUGAGAUCUACAACGAGGCUGUGUAUGACCUGCUGCAGCCUAUCCCAUCUGCCAAGAACAAGAAACGCAGUGCACUGAGAGUCUGUGAAGAUGGUACAGGGAAUUCUUAUGUCCGAGAUUUAAAGUACAUAAAUGUCCAAAACUCGGGGGAAGCUUGCAGAAUUCUGAAAAUCGGAAAUAAACACAGAAGUGCUGCCUCCACAAAGCUGAACCAGUCCUCAAGUAGAAGCCACAGUAUAUUUACGAUCAAACUCCUGAAAAUCGAUGGCUCUCAAGUUCAGAGGAUUUCGGAGCUCUCUUUGUGUGACUUGGCUGGUUCUGAAAGAUGCAAUAAGACCAAGACUUUUGGAGAGCGCUUGAAGGAGGCAGGAAACAUCAACAAUUCUCUGCUUAUUCUGGGAAAGUGUAUUGCAGCCCUACGACACAACUGCAGUGAUCGAAUGAAGAACAACUAUAUUCCCUUCCGUGAGAGCAAACUUACCCGGCUCUUUCAGUCUGUAUUCUGUGGGAAGGGCAGAGCUUGUAUGAUCGUCAACAUAAACCAGUGUGCCUCGAUCUACGAUGAAACUCUGCAUGUCAUGAAAUUUUCAGCUGUUGCCAAGCAGGUGGUCCAGAUCAUUCCUACAAAACCCUUGGAGCACCUGGCACCCAGACUGGUGGGCAGGGAUGGGAAGCCUCUGGUUAAAGAUGGGGUCAUCGAUGGGGAAGCUCUAGAGAGUUACCUCUCUGAGGAAGAGCUGCUGGAUGAGGAGGAUGAAGCGGAGAUGUCCAUCCUGCCUCAGGAGGACCUUCUGAACGUCAUUGAGAAUCUGAAAGAGAAGCUGUUGGCAGAGCGGCGCAGAAACCUGGUCCAAGAGAUUGAGAUCCGUAAGGAGAUGGGUGACGCCAUGCUGCAGCAGCUCAUGGAGAGCGAGGAACUGAGGAGCCGGCAGAUGGCUGAACUAAAGGAAAGCUAUGAGGAGAAGCUGGAAAACACCUUUGAGCUGUAUAAAGAUGCCCUCAAAGAUCACGCCUAUCAGUGUGCCCUUGAGCGGAUUGAGGACAAAUAUGUGCACGUGGACGAGUUUUUUGCUGAACAGCAGAAGACUGAGGAGUUCAAGAGAAAGCUGGUGGAGGCGGAGAACAGGCUGCAGAGUUCUGCACAGCGUGUGGUGGUGGUUACCAUGGAGAGUGCCACUCAGUGCUCCCCAGAGUCACUUGCACAGGAAAUGGCUGCAGAUUUGAAGAAAUACCAAAUACUCAAUGAGGCAAAAUGUGCUGCUGAAAAUCUCUGUAAAAAGAAAGAGGAGAUGAUCAAGUCCCUGGAAAAGAAGAUUGGGGAGCUGUCUGAAACCCUUCAGGAAGCAGGGGAGAGCUUCAUGGAAAAAUCGGCUGAAAUUGAGGGACUACGAAAGAGCCUUGCUGGCCAGGGCCUUGAAAUCAAUAGACUGCAGAGGGACUUGGCUGAAAAAGAUACUUUAGUUUCAUCUCUGACAGAAGAAUUGGCAAAGCUUUCAAAGGGGCACCCCAGCCAAUCUAGACCACGAAGGGGCCUGCUAGCAAACAUAAGGGAGUCCGUCACAUCUCCCAGAAAGGGACCCCUCGGCCGGACCUUGAGGAAGUCCGUAAAAGCCACUUCCUCUUCGACCACAAAGAAAACACCCUUUCACUGAAUUUUUACCUUUCUUUACUUUUUAAGUGUUUCUUUUAAAAUGUUUUAAUAAAUUUGUUUCAAUGUUUA